AUGGGUACAAAUCGUGAAACACUGUCCAAAAAGACACCCACUGUUUCGCUUCCUGAACCAACCCCAUUGUUUUCUCCAAGACCAGUUAGUGAGCUCGAAGCUGCAGCAACUGAAAUUCAGAGAGUGUAUAAGGGUUACAGGACUAGGCGUAACCUCGCAGAUUGUGCUGUUGUGGUUGAGGAACUAUGGGAGAAGGCCUUAGUCUUUGCAGCUCUGGAACGAAGCUCAGUGUCCUUCUUCGACAUUGAGGAACAUGAAACUGCUGUGUCACGGUGGGAACGGGCUAGGACAAGGGCUGCCAAGUUAGGGAAGGGUUGGUGCAAGGAUGAGAAGGCUCAGAUGCUAGCUUCACAGUACCUUCUUGAAGCUAUUGAUCCACGCCAUCGGUUCGGACUCAAUUUGCAUCUCUAUUAUGAUGUCUGGUCUGAUUGCAAGACCAUCCAACCUUUCUUCUACUGGUUGGAUGUUGGUGAUGGUAAAGACGUAAACCUCAAAAAUUGCCCAAGAAGUGUUCUAACCCUUCAGUGCAUCAAAUAUCUUGGACCAAAAGAGAGGGAGUCAUAUCAAGUGAUUGUGGAGAAUGGAAAGCUUGUGCACAGGCAAACUGGGAUGCUUGUUCACACAGUUGAACUUGGGUCUAAGUGGAUUUUUGUGCUGAGCACAUCAAGGGUUUUGUAUGUUGGGCAAGAAAUAAAAGGUGUUUUCCAGCACUCAAGUUUUCUAUCUGGAGGGGCUGUAAGUGCAGCUGGAAGAUUAGUUGCCCACAAUGGGGUUCUUGAGGCCAUAUGGCCAUCCAAUGGUUACUAUCUCCCAACUAUACACAAUUUCAAGAAACUCAUUAGCUUCUUGGAGGAGCAACAAGUAGACCUCACCAAUGUCAAGAUGUGUGCAAUAGAUGAUGACAAAGAAUCAUUCAUUGAUCCAACUGAUCAUCAACAUGAGAGUAUGGGUUCCACAUCCAGUGCAACCAAUAGAGAAGCCCCUGUAUAUGACUUGUCCAAGCGUUUGUCUUGCAAGUGGUCCACGUAUUGA
Messenger RNA from Prunus armeniaca (apricot), 1032 nucleotides. NCBI's taxonomy places the organism in Eukaryota, Viridiplantae, Streptophyta, Magnoliopsida, Rosales, Rosaceae. The record is from the annotation of a GenBank genome assembly.